AUGGCAGCUCAGGACGAAAUGAUGAUGGAUGAAGAUGCAUCAUCUUUAUCCUCGUCAAUAUCAACUGAAUGUUCGUCAUCAUCAUCAUCAUCCUCAUCAUUAAUUGAAUAUUCAUCAUCAUUAUCGACUGAUUUAUUGAAACCUACGGUUAAUAAAACAGUGUCAAAUAAACGAAGACUAAUGUUGGAUAUUGAAGGUUACAAUUUCCAGCUGAAAAAUUUUAGUAAAGACCAAACUGUGAAGUUUUGGCGGUGUGCCAAUAGAACGUGUCGUGUACUUGUACACACAACUCUUGAAAAUGAAUUUAUACGUUAUGGUGGAAAAUCAUCUAUCUAUUCUCAUUUACCAAAUCCAUCUGCAACCGAAGUACGAAAUUUACGAGAAGCUAUGCGAAAAAGGGCCGAAAACGAAACAACAUCAUUGCAAAAAAUCGCCGAACAAGAAGUACGACAAGCAUUGUUGACAGGCGAAGCUUUAGCAGUUUUACCUCGCAUUAAUAAUUUAGGUCAUAAUCUGGUACAUCAGCGUCGUAAAGCAACUCUUCCAGUACCACAAUCAUCGUCUUUUUUCUUACCGGAAUCUUUCACAAAAGAUUUUUGUGAUAAAGAUCGUUUGUUGUUGUACGACAGUGGUGAUCUUAAAUUUCAACUAAAAGAAUCAGGACAUAUGCGAUGUGUGCCGGUAUUAUAUGUGUUGCUGCCUGAUCGAAAAGCACCAACAUAUGUUCAUCUAUUCAACGUAUUAUUUAACGGAGCAGAACGAUUACAUAAGAAAUUCGAUCCUAAAACAAUUAUGACUGACUUUGAACCUGGUCUUACAAAAGCAAUUAGUCUUGAGUUUACAGAGAACACCACGCAAAAAGGAUGUUACUUUCACUUUACAAAGGCGAUUUACAGAAAUGUUCAAUCGUGCGGUCUAGCAUCCGUUUAUAUGGAUAAUAUGGUGAUUCGUAAUGUUAUUCGUCGAAUAAUGGCAUUGGCUUUAGUACCUGCACAAUUUGUUUCGACAUUAUUUAAUGAUCUUCAAAAUGAUUUAAAUGAAUAUGAAAGUGAUGAAUUAGCUCCAUUAUUCAAGUACUUCAAUAAUUACUGGUUGCAACGAACGUCAAUGUGGAACGUAUUUGACAUUCCUGAUAGAACGAACAAUUUCAGUGAAGGUAUGUUUAAAAAGUAUGAUAAUUACAAAUUUGUAAUUGACACAUACUUGUAGGCUAUAAUAACACAUUUAGCAAUCGCUUGGAUAAAUGUCAUCCCAAUAUUUGGUACUUUACCGAUGCUAUUCAAAAAGAAGUGGAUACUAUCCAUAGUAUGAUCAUCCAAAUAAACGGUAAAAUGUGUCCACGUACGAAACGAUUAUAAACAAGAAUAGCUGAAGAUCGAACGAAUGAAUUAUACGAUCGAUUUAAAAACAAUACAAUUACAGUAUAAGAAUUAUUAGAAAAACUUUCAUUUUUCGUGCCGAAUGAUUAAUUCAAUAAAAUCUUAAACGUUCUCCUAGAUCAAAUCUCAUCAUUAACAUCUUCAACUAGUAUUAUCCACUUUUCUAGUCAAAGAACAUUUUUUAAGGAUUACUUCUUCGAGGCAUGUUGGUCAUGAAAGGACAUUUUAUGUGAAAGACAUUUUCUAUGAGGACAUUUUGUCCGAGGACCAAAAGCCAAGGACAUUUCGUCAAGGACAUUUCGUCAAGGACAUUUUUGCACGGACAUUUUUGACUAUUACCUCUGUCUCAGCCAUUGAAGUGCUUCGAAAACUUUCUUUUUUCGAACGGUCAAAACAUUUUUUAAUUGAUUUUGUUGCGGAGGACGACAUCCAACAAAGAUUGUCUUUAGAGAAUCACAUAGACCAUCUAAAUCUAAUGGUAAGGUAGUAGCUAUGUUAAUAACAUCUUGCGAAAAACUAAUGCAAUUCCCCUUUAAAGCUGACUGAGCUGUACUUGUCGAAUGAAAAGACGAAUGUAACUUGACAAUGCAGCUAUUAUGUCUAUAAAGAGCAAUCAGUUUUUGUUCAGGAAUUGUUAGUCCUUGUAGUUCUUCUGGGACAUCUCCAACCCAUAUUUUGUUGGCAGGCGAAAAUUUCGGUAUUUUCUCUUUUAUUAGAGAUGACCAAUACUAUGAACAAAUAUCACAGUGAACCGAAUAUCGUCUUUUUCUCUCAACAGUUUUAUGCAAUCCUGCUGUAUAAAAAAACGAUACCGUUUACACAAAUAAACAACGUUUUAGUCAUUGUUGAUUGAGUAUUUGUAUCUGAAAUUAAAAAACAAGAUUAUUUACUUUGUUAGUUUACGUAUUAGCAAGACCAACCUCCUGCUUUUUCUGUCUGAAUCAAAACCAUGGCAGGAUCGUCCCUCAUGUUAAGAUUAUCAUGUGACUGAAAUUGGUGUGUUUCCUGCAUUUCCGAAAUUAUGCCAUAAAAAUCAUCGGGUACUUUCAGUAAUUCAACAGGCGGUAUUUGACUGAACGGUAUGUGGCGGAGAUCACGUUUGUAGCAGCGAAUGUUACAAAUAUCGCAAACAUCUUCUUGCAGCGAACUCAUCGACAUAUGUUGAAUAAAGUUCUUUAGACAGUUUUUCUUACGUUCUAUAUCAAUACGUUUUGACCAUUCAAAGUCGUUACUUUCUUGUUGGUGCUUGCCACUUUUUCGAAGCCGCUUUCUCUAACGAAUAGAUGCGCACUGACGUUCGUGAUCAUCAGGUAUGUAAGCAGCUCGUCUUGCGGUACUUCUUUUGCGAUCUAUCACGCGCUGUUCUUCAGCUUCUUUUGGUGACGUUAUAGCUCGUUCACUCAUAGUUCUUCCAGUAGCAAGUGUUUGUUGUAGCUGGAUUUCUUUCGGUGUAAGAGCAGCUCUCCAUGCUCCAACUUUCUCACGAGUUUGCUCUCAUUGUUUUUUCGAUUUCUUCCAAUGUUAAAGGAGCUCUUCUAGCUGCACUUCUUUCUCGUGCACAGGUACGUUCUCGUUCAGCUUGUUCUGGUGUAAAGGCAGCUGCUCUGGAAGCACUUCUUUCCCUUGCAAGCAACCGCUGUCUUUCAGCUUCCUUCUGUGUACCUUGAGCUCGUUUAACAGCCAUCCUUUGACAAGCUUGUAAUCGUCUCUUGCCAAUAUUCGUGUUCUCCUCGCGCGUGUGAGCCUCACUUGCUUGUAGUCUUUGUUUAGCCAGAAGAGUUGUUGCGUUUUCCUGGCUUACCAUGGAAUAUGCUGAUGAUGUUUGAUAUUGUUGU
Rotaria sp. Silwood1 is the source of this 3214-nucleotide messenger RNA. Lineage: Eukaryota; Metazoa; Rotifera; Eurotatoria; Philodinida; Philodinidae. The record is from the annotation of a GenBank genome assembly.